Messenger RNA from Entelurus aequoreus (snake pipefish), 4575 nucleotides. RefSeq names its product zinc finger protein 514-like. Bases 236 to 1300 code for a protein of 354 amino acids. Gene Ontology annotation, biological process: regulation of transcription by RNA polymerase II. The record is from RefSeq and is a predicted model, not a curated record. Gene Ontology annotation, molecular function: RNA polymerase II cis-regulatory region sequence-specific DNA binding; DNA-binding transcription factor activity, RNA polymerase II-specific. The transcript has 2 exons. Lineage: Eukaryota; Metazoa; Chordata; Actinopteri; Syngnathiformes; Syngnathidae.
CAUCAAAACAUGGCGUCUGUGGCAAGUAACAACUGUUCGCGUCUUCUUUAAAAGACCCACACAAAAGCGUAAAAAUACAACAAUUUCGUAAACGCAACCUUUUGGUUUUGUCGCUACUUUUGACCGUACGUCCACCACGGACACAUACUGUUAUCUUGUUCGUAGACCAGGCGUAAGUAAAUUAGCUUGCGAGCUAAACGAAGAGUGUCGGACAAGCGAGUAUCCCUGCCUAAACAUGUGCAAAGUCCAAAAGCUGAGAGCGUUGGUGAAUCAGCGACUAGCUGCUGCUGUUCAGGACAUUUUUGUAGAGUUUGAAAGAACCCUAGCAGAGUACGAUGAGGAACUUUCUCGAACGAAAGAGGAAAUGGAGCGACAGCGUCAACUCCUGGACGCCGUUUUCCAUCCGGAAGUCCGUGUACAAAACGCAGACGUCCUGCAGAGUCAAGAGAUGAUGAGCUCAGGGGUGGAGCCGGAGGUGGAGCCCCCCCUCGUGAAAGAGGAAGAGCAGGAAGUUGAUGUGGAAAAGUUUCACGUGAAGAGUGAAGAAGAUGAUAAAGAGCGAGUGGAGUGGUCACAGCUUCAUCAAAGUGAGGCGGUAACGAGUCGUCACGGUGAUGAUGGAGGAAGACACGAAAGCGCCACUCAGGUUGUUCAGCCUAACGGGGACACGAUGGUAGCCUUUGUUCGCGGAAAAACGGACGAAAGUGACAAGAGCGACGUCGAAAGUGCGAGCCUUAAUCCCAACAACGGGCUUUUCAAAUGCCACGACUGCGGAAAAACCUAUAGUCGGCUCUCGGACCUGAAAAGACACAGCCAAUGUCACGCGGGAGACCGGCCGUUCAGCUGCGCCUUUUGCAGCUACCGAUUCCAAACGCGCUCGCUGUUGGAGCGGCACACCCGCUGUCACACCGGGGAGAAACCUUACAGCUGCUCGCUCUGCGACUCCACCUUCAGCCGGCGCUCGGGGCUGCAGGAUCACAUGAGGAUCCACACGGGGGAGAAGCCCUUCUCGUGUUUGCUGUGCCACAGCCGCUUCACCAAGCGCUACACGCUGGUGCUGCACAUGAGGACCCACACCGGCGAGAAGCCCUUCGUCUGUCGGUUCUGCGGCAAGGCCUUUUCUCAGCAGGGGGUCAUGAGAAUACACAUGCGCAUACACACCGGGGAGAAGCCGUUCGGCUGCGACGCGUGCGAUAGGCGGUUUGCGAGGAAAUACCAGCUGGAAAGACAUCACUGUGUUGGUCGGAGAAGCGACGCUGAACUUUGGAUUCCUGUCACCUCACACACUUCGAGUAGUUGAAUUAAUGGUGGAGAAGUCAAUCGCUUUUUUCAUGUCUUCCUGGCGAUUGAACCACUGACCAUUACGAGUCAAUCCACUCCAGGGCAUCUCUACCAAUGCUGUGACUGAAUAAUGGGUUUUCAGUUCUUACUGUAAAGCGCUUCGAGUGUCUAGAAAAACACUACGUAGAUCUAAUCCAUUAUUAUAGUACUUCUAUAUACUUCAUCUAACACACUUUCUGACAUGUUUUAAAUCAGUUAUAGGUAUCGAGUGAAAUUACUGACACAACCCCACAAACAAGUUGUUACUCUAGCCCAACAAUUUGCAGGUAUAAAAAACAUUUUAUGCAAGCAAAAAAAUUAUUCGCAAGUAAAAAAAAUUAACAAAAAUUUGUAGUAUAAAAACUAUUUUCUGCAAGCACAAAUAUGAUUUACAAGUAAAAAAAAAAUUUCUGCAAAUAAAAAAGAAAAAAUGUUCUGAAGGUAAAAAAAACUAUUCGUAAUAUAAAAGCACAUUUUUACAAGUAAAAAAAAACUAUUCAUAAUAUAAAAAGUUUUCUGCAAGUAAACAUACGAUCUACAUUUAUAAAAAAACCCACAUUUUUUCUGCAAGUAAAAAUACAGUUUCCAAGUAUAACAAUUUUUUUUCAGCAACUAAAAAUAAGAUUCGUAGGUAUAAAAAAACUGUUUUUUGCAAGUAAAGAAAACAAAUUUUGCAAGUAAAAAAAACAAUUCACAGGUAUAAAGAACAUUUUUCUGCAUUUAAAAAAAUAUUUGCAAGUGAAACAAUUUUCUGCAAGUGAAAAAAGUAUACAAAACUAUUUUCUGCAAGUUAAACGAUUUGCAAGAAUUAAAAACAAUUUUUUGCAAGUAAAAAAAAUUUGUAGGUAUAAAAAUUUUUUUUAAAAUUCUGCAAGUAAAAAAAAAUAUUUUAUGUAAGUAAAAAUAUGUUUUACAAGUAUAAAAAACAUUUUCUGCAAGUAAAAAAGAAACAAUUUUCUGAAAGUAAAAAAAAAAAUCGUAACAUAAAAACUGAUUUAUGCAAGUAAAAAAAACGGUUCGUAAUAUAAAAAAAAAUUCCUGCAAGUAGAAAUACGAUUUACAAGUAUAAAAAAUAUUUUUCUGCAAGUAAAAAUAAGAUUUGGAAGUAAAACAAUUAUUCACAAGUAUACAGAACUAUUUUCUGCAAGUUAAUAAACGAUUUGCAGGUAUAAAAGUAAAAAAAACUUUGCAAUAUCAAAUAUUUUCUACAAAUAAAAAUAUGAUUUGCAAGUAUAAAUAUUUUUCUGCAAGUACAAAAACGAUUUGCAAGUAGGAAAACACUUUUGAAAGUAAAAAACGAUUUGCAAGUGUACAAAACUUUUCUGCAAGUGAAAAAAAGAUCAGGAGGUAUUAAAAUGUUUGGCAAGUUAAAAAAGAUUCUCAAGUAUAAAAACAGUUUAUGCCAAGUAAAAACUAUUCUAAGUAUAAAAACAUUAACUUACAGGUUGAGCUUGUUCCCCCUCUCUUAUGCCUGCCAUUUAACUUUUUCUUAUUCUUUGUUAUUUUUGGUGGACGGAACCAUGCGCAAAAAAAAGGCGCUCUGACGGCCUUAAAUUGACCCAGCAGCACCACCUGUCAUUUUAGAGUGCUAAUUACAGGUGCUCUGAGUGCAAGUGCGUGGAUCGCGCAGGGUGGAAUAAUCAGUGUUGGGACUAACGCGUUACUUUGUAACGUCGUUAUUUUUGGCGGUAACUAGUAGUCUAAUGCGUUAUUUUUUAUAUUCAGUAACUGAGUUACUGUUAAUACAUGAUGCGUUACUGCGUUAUUUUAUGUUAUUUUUUGUAUAGUAUCGGCUAGAAACUGAGAAGAUCUGAGUGUGUGCCGAGUUUCUUAACAUGGAGAUAUUCUCACUACUUUUCUUUUUUCCAGCACAAAGAAAAGAACAUUUUAGUUAAAUGUAAGUUGUGUCUUGGAUCAAAGAUCCCAUCUACUGCCCAAAACAGCAAUUCAAAUCUGCUGAAACAGCUACAAAAGCAACAUGCUUCGACGAAGCUAGUAAAAAGAGACACACUUCACCUAAGGAUUUUAACGGAGGGACUGCUAGCCAGGACAACAUUGAUAGAGCCAUUGCAGCGUAUGUGCUAGAAGACAUGUUGGCUAUUUCUACAGUGGAGUAAGCUUUCAGGCAGCUAUUAGCAUGAUAGCGGCGUCAAAUGGCACAGAGAACAUUUUCCAAGUUCCUGGACACAGUGGACAGUGAGCACAUAAACAUGGAAAGCGAGCUAAAGAAAACACUCCAAACUCUGCCUCUGCUCAUCAUUCAGCACUAAAGGUACCGGUACACACACUCUGUCAGUUAUCUUAUAUACUCUUUCAUUCUCGACUUCUAGAGUGUUUGAUUAUCACAUCACUCUAAAUGUAUAGACUAUAAAGUUCACAAACAUAAAGAGGGAUCCUAGUGGGCCAGGCCAAUCUUUCUUUUUCUCUAAACUAAAACUUGGGAAAUGCUUAGGGUGUUCUGGGCUUAACUGAAGACAUGAUUUUAUUUCACAAUUCCUUGAGAGACAAAAACGCCUGGUUAGGCUUUGUGUGUAUAGCAGUAUGUGUGCUAUAUAUAGUGACAUGACAUAUAAUCAUGUCAUGUGUGCCUUCCUUGGGUGAAGCCAGGUUUACAGCUAUUUUGUGACAUGUUGUUACUAUGCUGAUUGUUACUUAUGUAUGUUAUGUUGCAGCCAUUUAAAAUCGUUUUGUCAAUUUGUUCUGGCCCAAAUUAAAUUGUCCCUUUUGAAACAUAUCUUUGUCUUUGUGUGUUGUAUGUAGACCACAUUGCUUAGCAGAGUUCAGUGAUGCAAAUGCAUGUCAAGUUGAUCAAAAGAUUGUAUUAUUCUUCAGUGCAAUAACAGUACUGAAAUGAAGGCUAAAAGGGCAUUAAUGGGAGCCUUAAAAAAAAAAGUAACUAGUUACUUUUCACAGUAACGCAUUACUUUUUGGUGUAAGUAACUGACUUAGUAACUGAGUUACUUUUUAAAUAAAAUAAUUAGUAACUGUAACUAGUUACUGGUUUUCAGUAACUAGCCCAACACUGGGAAUAAUGCUGCCAAAAGCGUGGAAUUCUACUGCCAAUAUUUUGACUUAAAGAAAAUUGUUUUUAUACUUGCAAAUAGGUUUUUUUGGGCCUGUGAGUUUUGGCAGUAGUUUCAUUCCAUACAUGUGUCAAAACAUCUUGCCCCCCACCUCGUUUUAAGUGGCCCAUGCCAAUAAAGUACUUUUGUUACUUAAUGCAUUUGUUCUUCCUAUUUUGUCACAAAAAAUACA